AGUUUGAACUCGGUGAUUAAACUGGUCAACUCCAAGAACAUCUGUAUAAAUGUUAAUUCCAUCUGAUCAACUUCAGAUCAAGCUGAAUAUACAAAGGAUGUUUGGAGUCAUUGUGAGUCGUGGAUUGUGCUGCAAAAUUGAAAAGAGUCUACAAGUUAAUAUACGUUAUUUUAAUACAAAUUUUGGCAGUCUCUCCCAUUUUUGUGUAGCCAGUCAAAAGACUUUAUUGGUCCAGUUCAGAAACCAAUGGCCAAACCCUUCUUGUUUAAUCAACUGGCCUAAGCCACAAUCCUCAAUCAAACAGUGUUCAAUAAUAUGCAACAUUCGUCGUUCAUUCUUCACAAAAAUGUUUCAUAAAGAUCCUUUUUAUACUGACAAAGUAGACAAAUCUCAGUAUGAUCUUGUGUAUAUUUCUCCGGCAACUUCCUACAUUUUCAUGGGUCAGCUUGUGGCCAGCGGUUUAACUACUUUUUUUCUGCUUAUUAAAGGAUUUGAAAUAACAAAUUUUGAAACAGCUUUUCUCUUCACCGAUUACCUAGAAAAUACUACAGAACUGACUAUUGCUUGUACUGCAUUUGUUCUCUUGAAUCUUUCGGUGUUUGCCAUCAUUCAGAAAUACCCAAUUAGAAUAUACUUUAAUGAAGAAAAGGAAGAGUUUAUAAUAAUAUUGUUUAAAAUUCUUCCAUUUUUAACCCACAAGAUAAAGUGUCAGUCAGGUGAUAUGGAACAUAUAAAUAGUUCAAGCCACACUCAGUUUACAGGUGGUUAUAAAUUAGGAAAAAGGAAAUUAAUAAUUACACCUGAAUAUUUCAAGUAUCCUAUUUAUUACAACAUUCUCUUAGGUUAUGUUCAAAAGGAAGGUCACAAAGAUGAUACUUAGACUGUUUCCCUUAUGCUGAGAGCUUAGGGAAGGCCAUAACCUUGAGAUAAACCAUCUGAUGUACCAUUAAAGGAAACUGUUGUCGAUAUUAUUGAACAACGUGCAGUAUGCCACCCGUGGGAAGAACAGGUGUGACCUCAAUAAAAUAAAGAACAAGAGCAGCUAGAACAGCACCGACUUAGUGACUUUUUUGCCAACAUUUUUAUGUGAAAACUGCACAUACUCAGCAGUAAUUGAUAAAUGUAGAACAAUACUAUAUUAAUAUACAAAGGUAGAAAAUGCUUGUAUUGUUUAUGUACUACACUUUUAUUAAUAGUAUUGGUUAGAAUAUUUAAUAUAUCUAGUUUCAAGGGUUUUUUAUUGUACAGAUUUAUUUUGCAUUGUUAGCUUAUUACAUGCAUUUAGGACUAACCUAAAUCUCCUAAGAUGGCCUACAUAUUGUUAACAGCAAAGGUACCCAGCUGACAUAACAAUGCAUUCUAAUCUUUAUAAGUAAGAACAGCAUAUUUAAUUAACUAUACUCAUUACCAGGUUUAUUUUUAAUUUUGCUGUAAGGUCUGAUGGGAAGUUAACAUUGUUUAAUGUUUUUUCUUGUUGGGCAGGUCCCUAUGGAUUAUUUGGUAAAAAUAAUUCCAAGUCCAGUUCAUGUACAGAUUUAAAAAAUUAAUUUUUAAAGUGAUAUUUGCUACAGCUACGUUUACGUGUAGGCCUAAUUUCGUAAACAUACUUUUGGACAAAAAAUCCAAAACUAAUAUAGGCCUAAUUUCAAGUACACUGCUUCAACAGAAAUUUCAAGAUUAGUGGUACUUAUACCUAACUUACUGAGUUUAGAUCGUUAAAAAACAUGAUAACUCAGUAGCAGGAUAGACACAAAAAAUCUCAGUUUCAACAGCAAAUAACUUCUGACACUAAACUGACUCAAUAAUAAAUAGUUACUCAUAUUUAUAACAUACCCAUGUUUCUACAUAUUAUGCAAAACUUCUGGAUUCUUAAUAUUUGUGAACUUUCUAGAUCUUAAUGUCAUAUGCUUUCUAGUAAAUAUCUACAUUAAAACAUUCAAAAUAUGGCUUAAGAAAUAUCAAUAUAUAAGGUAUUUAAACUUGUCCAUGUUAACUAUUUAAUGUCAUCACAUAAAGUUAGAGAUAUCUGUUAUUCAGUUUAUUGUAUAUUUUGUUGAA
This is a messenger RNA of Limulus polyphemus (Atlantic horseshoe crab), 2058 nucleotides long. RefSeq lists its product as uncharacterized. The record is from RefSeq and is a predicted model, not a curated record. The coding region runs from base 50 to 880 and encodes 276 amino acids. The transcript has 4 exons. Lineage: Eukaryota; Metazoa; Arthropoda; Merostomata; Xiphosura; Limulidae.